GUGCGACUUGAACUUCCUGUCAGCAGACGGCUGAAGUGAAAAUGAAACUACUCACACCGCAAAUAUUUAAUGCUUUUAGAAAUUACAAAUGCAGAACAUUGCCUUGUUCUUCAUAUCUACAAUACAGAUAUGAGAAAAGGAGAUACUCUGAUUAUUUACCAGGAAAGACUGUCAGAAUAGGAUGCGCAAGUGGUUUUUGGGGGGAUACCUCUGUUUCGACCCCACAACUUAUCUAUGGAGGGAAGAUUGAUUACUUGGUCUAUGACUAUCUGGCCGAGGUCACAAUGUCUCUGCUUGUUGGGGCAAAGCAUAAGAACAGUGAGAUGGGAUAUGCUCCAGAUUUCAUUACGGUAGCCAUGGCACCAUUUAUCAAAGAUAUCAAAAGACAAGGAAUAAAGGUUGUAAGCAAUGCAGGGGGAGUAAAUCCUCAUGGUUGUGCUGCUGCACUGAAAAAAGUAUGUGAGGUUGCAGGGGUCAAUCUAAAUGUUGCUGUUGUCACUGGAGAUGAUCUCAUGCCAAAGUUGAAGAGUCUCCAAGAUGACUGUAUAAUAGAUAUGCAGUCUGGUCAAUCAUUUCCAAAAGCAGUGGUCAGCAUGAAUGCCUACAUUGGGGCAGGCCCCAUUGCUCGAGCCCUGGACCUUGGAGCUGAUGUUGUGAUCACAGGCCGCUGUGUAGACAGUGCUGUAGUGUUAGGACCUCUUGUACACACAUUCGGAUGGGAUUGGAAAGAUUUCAAUAGUCUUGCUGCUGGAAGUCUUGCAGGGCAUUUGGUAGAGUGUGGGGCUCAGGUCACCGGAGGAAUUUUCACAGACUGGGAUAAGGUACCCGACUGGGACCACAUUGGAUUUCCUAUUGUGGAGUGUGCCUCCAAUGGUGGAUUCAUUGUCACCAAACCAAAGGCGACAGGGGGUCUGGUGAACAGGGGGACGGUCAGCGAGCAGCUGGUGUAUGAGAUAGGGGACCCAGAGCACUACAUGCUCCCUGACGUCUGCUGCGAUUUCUCUCAAGUACAGCUGGAUGAAUUUGACACACCUGAUGGUACAGCUGUUUAUGUCUCAGGGGCCAAAGGUCAUCCUCCUACCGGGGAGUUCAAGGUUUGUACCAUAUAUCCCAGUGGAUUCAGAGCCACUGCUGUAGCUUGCGUGGGUGGUGUCAAUGCCAAGGCUAAAGCAGAAAAAACAGCUGAAGAAAUCCUUAAAAGAUGUAGAAGAGUUUUUUCACAAUUAAAUAUGAGUGAUUUCACGAAAGUCAACCUUGAGGUGCUUGGCUCAGAACAUAUUUAUGGACCACAUAGUAGAGUUCCAAAGGGUGUAAGGGAUGCUGUUAUGUGGUUAGCAGUUCAACACAAAGACAAAAAGGCAUUAGAGUUUUUUGCCAAAGAAAUUGCCCCUGCAGGAACGGGGAUGGCUCCAGGAUUAACAAACAUCAUUGGUGGACGCCCAAAAGUAAAUCCAGUGCUGAAGAUGUUUUCCUUUCUGUAUCCACGCAACAAUGUCCAGGUUGACAUCCACAUGAAUGGUGAACAUGUAGAACAGUAUCAGUUCCCAGACAUCCCUAUGUCAGAGUACAUGACCCAGAAUGUGACGCCUCCCUCCCGAGUGGUGGAGACACCCCUCCCAGGGGGAGACUACUCCUUCAGGCUGGAGGAACUGGCCUACACCAGGAGUGGAGACAAGGGAAACAGUGCUAAUAUUGGUGUGAUUGCCAGACACCCUGAUAUACUACCCUAUCUUAGACAGGCUCUCACUACAGAGGCGGUGGAAAGCUACUUCUCCCAUCUCUUUGAGAAUAAGAGUGUACCCAGUCACCAUAAGAUACAGAGGUAUGAUGUACCAGGAGUGUAUGGGUUGAACUUUGUGCUGCAUGAUGUGCUAGGGGGCGGAGGAAUCGCCUCUCUCAGGAGUGACCCUCAGGGAAAAGCCAUGGGCCAGAUGCUGUUGGACUUUGAAAUCAAAAAUGUGCCCAACUUAGUAGAAAAAAUAGAGAAGAAAUACAGAAGAUAGCAGGCAGCAGCGCAAAGUGUUUCGGCUGAAAACAGUGUAACUACCGGGUAUAUAGGAACUGUGACUGUGAUAUUUAUGAGUGACCUUAUUAAUCAUGUUCAAAAUUACAUGAAGAAAAGUUAAGAUUUUCAUCGAAUCAUAUGUAUCUCUUAAAAGUGCAAACGCAUUGCAAUCAAUUUUUCUUAUCAAAAUAUUUUAAUAAAAUAAUAAUGUUUUAUGUGCAAGUCAUAAGAAAUAAAGCUUUGUACCAAUGGU
Molecule: messenger RNA, 2258 nt
Organism: Magallana angulata
Lineage: Eukaryota; Metazoa; Mollusca; Bivalvia; Ostreida; Ostreidae
Exons: 19
Coding region: 42-2003 (653 amino acids)
Source: RefSeq, a predicted model, not a curated record